Molecule: messenger RNA, 1555 nt
Organism: Populus euphratica (Euphrates poplar)
Lineage: Eukaryota; Viridiplantae; Streptophyta; Magnoliopsida; Malpighiales; Salicaceae
Exons: 2
Coding region: 124-1458 (444 amino acids)
Source: RefSeq, a predicted model, not a curated record
CUCUAGUUUUCCUUUUGGCAAAGUUGAAAUCCCGCAAACCCCAUAGCCAAUUCUCACUCCUAAACACUACUUCAAAGUAUACUUGGUUUCUUGAUUUUAACUACUACCUUUUUUGGGGGGAAGAUGAAACUGUUACCGUCUCCUUCUAUCUCAUCUUCCUCCACUUCUUCUUUUGAUCCAAAUACGUGCACUUCAAAAAGUGCCACUGCUAGUUGCCUUACGGGUCUUCUACGUCGAAUUCUCUGCUCUCGCAGCCUCCCUACACACCCAUCUGACCAAAUCACUGAAACCAGUUCAAUACCUUGUGAUGGUAGACACCAAGAACUCAUCAAGUCAAAUGAGAAACUGGAGACCACUGCUGCUAAUCCUGGUGUUGUAGCUAGGCUAAUGGGAUUGGAGUGUUUCCCUGAAACUAGUUCAGUUGAUAUGAAAGUCUGUGCUAACUCGAUAUCAAGAAGUCGGUCGAUGAAUUCUGUGGAGUUUAGAGGUGAAAGCGAUCAAAUGCAAAGACAGCAUAGAAGGGUUAAGAGUAGUACAUUGUCGUUUCGGGAGAUGCCAACUUUUCUUGAGGCAGAAAAUAAGGAAUACUUUGUUCUCAGCUUUGAGAAUAUUGGGAGUGAAAGCAAGAAAGUUAGAUCUAAAGAGAGGAAAUGUGAAGUGGGUUCUGGAGAAUUGAAGGAGAAAAGAAGAGAAAAAUGUAAAAGGAAGGAAAACAGAAGAGAGAAAGCAGUAGAAUCAGAGAAGAGAGAAAGAGAAGAGAAAAUCAACAAGAUGGUUUUGAAAGUUUUAAAUGAGUCAGAGUUGAGCAACAGAAUAUUAGAAGAUCAUAAGCCUGCUCAAGAAGCUGGCAAUGGUGGCAAAAUUGAAGAUUCACCCGCUCACAUGAGUCUAAAGGACAGUGAAAUAGUUUACUUGGAAAAUAAAUGGUUGUAUCAUAAGGAAGUCCCUGGCAUUGGAGCAGAAUUAAGAAGGAGAAACAAGAAAACAAAAGGAUGUGCAUUCAAAAAUGAGGAAGCAGAGAUCAGCUCACAGGAUUCCAGCCCUGUUUCUGUUCUUGAUUUUGAUCAAUUCAUCGUUGAUCCAGACGUUACUAAAUCAGAGGAAGAUACAAAGUCAGGGGAGUCUAAUUCGAGGAGGAAAUUAUCCCCUCAACUUGAGAAUCAAAAUCACAAACACUUGUCACAACGCAGUGAUGGUAACUUGAUCUUCGACGACCGAAAUUCCAAUAAAACUGAAGAACCUUGUCCAGGGUCGAGGAAGAAAGUUUGCCAUAAUCAUGACUACUUAAACAUGUGGGAUGAAGUUUGCAAGCUGACAGAAACUCAAGUGGUCGAGACAAAUUUGAAUGCAUACAAAAAUAUGUGUAAAUUCGAAGAAGAUUUUGAAGAGAUCAGUGCAGAUUUUGGGGUGCAAAUCUUGGAUCAGUUGUUACAGGAGCUUGUAGAUCAACUUGCUUGACUCUUGCCAUGAAAAAAAAAAUCAACUAGUAAGAUUAUACUUUUUGUAAAUUAUAUUAUUACAAGAAACUCAGAAUCUAAUCUCUACCUUUCGAAUC